Messenger RNA from Tilletiaria anomala UBC 951, 1866 nucleotides. RefSeq lists its product as uncharacterized. Bases 283 to 1452 code for a protein of 389 amino acids. Gene Ontology annotation, cellular component: mitochondrial outer membrane translocase complex; mitochondrial outer membrane. The record is from RefSeq and is a predicted model, not a curated record. NCBI's taxonomy places the organism in Eukaryota, Fungi, Basidiomycota, Exobasidiomycetes, Georgefischeriales, Tilletiariaceae. Gene Ontology annotation, molecular function: transmembrane protein transporter activity. The transcript has 3 exons. Gene Ontology annotation, biological process: protein import into mitochondrial matrix.
GUUCGUCGUGUCCAUCCCCAUCCUCUCUUCGACAGCUCUACGAGCAGGAGAAGGGAAAGGGCAUCGUCUGGGGGCCAUUCGCUGUUAGCUCGCAGCUUCUUCAAUCUUUCAUACCGUUCUCAUUUGGGUGACAGAAGAAGCAACCACACGCGAUCGCUUGCCUUCGAUCGACGCUCAUUGAGUUUUUGCGAGCGUACCUUUAUACCUGCCUCGGCCCUUGCAGCAACACGUGGCGUUGAACAGGAAGAGGAGAGAAAGGUAAAACAGCGGACUCUCGCAACCAUGUCCUCCCAAACGGCCACACCGCCAACAUAUUCGAGCCCAGUCCCGCCGCCGCCACCUCCAUCGGGCGCAGAGGCUCUGCUGCACCCAUCCUCUCCGUCCCCUUUCCUGGACGAGAAACGCCACCCCGGCGAGGCGCACCUACACAACCCGCACACUCCAUCAUCAGAAGGCGCAAAUGCGCAGUAUGGCUUCUUCACCCCCGUCGUUAGCGCCAUUGCGCGGAUUCACUCGUUGCGAAAAGAGCUCGGCUUGCCGAAUCCAGGGACAGUCGAGCAUCUGCAGCGGGAAGUUAAGGCAACUCACUUGACCAACCAUUUCUUUGACGGCGCACGGGCAGACCUGACUAAGGUCUUCUCCACCAACCCAGUCUUCCAAGUAACGCACGCGUUCUCAUUCCCUAUCGCACCCAACCCCGCGGGGUACAACUUCGGCGCCGUCGUUGGCGACGAGCGGCAUUUCCUGCAGGGCGGCGUCGAUGACUCGGGGGCAGUCACCAUGCGUUUCAACCGCGGCUGGGGGGCUGGCCACACCUCCAAAGCGCAGGCGCAGCUCGUCCGUGGACCCGGCUCAUUCGUGCAGCUUGAGCACGACUACCAGGGCAGCGACCACAGUGCCAAUGUCAAGGCGCUCAACCCCGGCCUGACGGACGGCACGGGUAUCUUCAUGGUAAACUACAUCCAGUCGCUCACCCGCAACUUUGCCCUCGGCAUCGAGACCGUCGUCCAGCGCCCCAGCCCAGAGGUGGAGGAGGCCAGCACCGGCUACCACGCGAAGUAUGUCUCCAACAAUCACGAUUGGAUCGCCACGGCGAGCAUGCAAGGCGUGGGUAUCUUGCAGGCGACCUACUGGCAGAAGCUCGCCGAGCGCAUCGACGUUGCGGCCGACCUCAUCCUCGUCGCCGUCGGCCAGAAGCGCGAAGCGACCGCCACUCUGGGCGCCAAGUGGGACUUUAGGAUGAGCACCCUCCGGGGGCAGAUCGAUAGCACUGGCAAGAUCAGCUCGCUAUUUGAGCAGCGUCUCGCGCCCACCUUUUCCUUUACCGUCGGCGGCGAGAUUGACCACCUCAAAUCGACAUCUCGCUUCGGUGUCGGAUUCAACAUCGAGAGCGGCGGAGAAGGGAUGGAUCCGACGCAGCCGCCACCUGCGCCGCCGUCGCUGCCGUUGUGAAAGUCGACAGUGAAAUGUGUCGCGUGGAGCUUCGUAUUUGCAACAAGGAGUUAAUCGCCAACAGCAUGUACUAGACGCACGCAGGCAGACAGACAAGUAGGCAGGCAGGCAUCGACAGGGCACCGACACGCACUUCUCCCCAUUUGCACACGCACCUAAGGACCGCCACCGCCACCAUCACCCAUGCGCACCAUCCAACUAUCCCCCUUUCAUUCAUCACAAAGCAAAAUCCUGAUCUCCCUGAACCUCUGCCUGCAAGCAGAACAGAAAAUGAAGCUCCUGUAGCUCAGUUCGCGCAUGCUCACACAACGUCCUGUAUGACCACCCAUCCAUCUGCUUUCUCUCCUCAAUAGAGCCAGUCCGCCACUUUCUCGCUUCUUGCGUUGGCACGUGCCUUAAGCCUCCCAAUGUGGG